AUGAAAUUUGGCAUACUGCUACUAUUGGUUGUGGCCUCUCUAGCUGUGGUGAGGUCCAGCGAGGAUCACAAGGCUCUUAAUGAGAAACAACAUAGUGUUUUAAUCAAGUCUUUGGAUAAGGACUACAGACCCUGUGCCGAUUUCUACAGAUAUGCCUGUUAUAAGUGGUCCGAUCAACACAAAGACAAUGGCGACAACUAUACUACUGUCCCUGAAAUGAUGAACUAUGACGUCAAUAUGGAGGUGAUUGAAUAUUUGGAAAAGACACCCGAAACGGAUAUGCCUGGAUUUGUAAAACUCGUUAAGGAUUUCUAUGUGUCCUGCACAGAAAGUCCCGAAUUUAAGCCCUUGGAUUUUAUGCAUUGGAUGGAAAAAGAAGAACACAUUAAAUGGGCCCUGUUCACACCCGAUGCCGCUGAGGACUUUGUCUUCGAUUGGACCAAAAUUUUGGCCACAUUCCGCAAAUAUGGUUUCAAUAAUAUGUUCAUCACGGAAUCGAGACAUUAUCAAGAGGGCAGUCAUUUCAUUACAUAUUUAAAAAAGCCCGUGUACAAUGAUGGUUUUAAUUUUGUUUUCAAUUACGAGAUUGAUGAGUACAAUGAAACCAUACCUCUGCCCAGUGGAACAAUGGGUUUCCACGAUUUAUGGAAAUAUAUUGAUCCAUUUGAGGAUAAAUUGCGUGAUAUCAAAGUUGAAGAACAGGAGAAACCAAAAAUGUUUAAAUACCAUGAACUCCCAUAUCCCUGGAUGCAAAGCUACCUCAAGUAUUUAAUGGAACCCGAAGUUAUUGAUCCCAAUAUGGAAGUAGGUAUUUACAAUAUGGCCUACAUGGAAGCCCUGGAUAAGUUGCUAAAGGAGUAUGAUGCCAAAGUUCUGGCUCGUUACAUGGAAAUUCGUUUCCUUCAAGAUGCUGACAAGUUUAACAAACGUUCUACGAAAAAUGAAUGUAUGACCACCACAAAAAGUCUAUUGCCCAUGGCCAUGGAAUGGAUCUAUGAACAAAUGCAUCCUGAGGUUGUGAAGGAGAUGCCAAAAAUUGAACAAAUGUUUGAAAAUAUUUUGAAGAAUGUCAAUAAAUCCCUGCACAUGGAUGUAAGUGAAUAUAUACCCAAAGAAUUCUUUGGCAAAUUGGUGACCAUGCACAUGAAAGUGGGCAUGAUACCUCAGGAAAAUGCCAAGGAUUUAUUGGAAUCUUACUAUGCGGAUGUAAAACUUGAUGCCCACGAAUAUUAUCGAAAUUUUGUAAAAAUGUUGGAAUUCUAUUAUAAACUGGAACACACCCACUUCGAUUACAAGAAUUUCGCCGAGGAUAAGGGAUUCUUCUUUAAAACCCCAAGCUAUAAUUUCGAAUCAUCAAUCCGUUCCAUUUAUGUUCCUUCGAUGAAUUUGAUGAUAUUGCCCUUCGGUCUGUUCCGACCACCCGUUUAUCACGAGGAAUUUGAGGAUAUUUUCAAACAAAGUUCAUUGGCCACCAUCAUGGGUAUGGGCAUGUUUGAUGCCUUCCUUUCAACGAAGGACUUCCCCAAUGAAGAUGUAAAAAAACUUGCGGGUGUAAUUGGUCUGCAUGCAGCAUUUGAGGUCUUCUUCUCAUCGCUACAAUCCGAAGAGAUUACCCGAUAUCUAACAAUGUUUGGCUUCACUUCGCUACAUGAACUCAAACAAAUGUUCUUCCUUAACGCAAUUCAUUACAAGUGUGAAUGGUAUUCUGGUGAUGCUGAUAUUGUUAAUUUUGCCACAAGCAAUUUGUCCGAUUUUACUGAAGCCUAUGAUUGUAAAUUGAAUAACUUUAUGAGAAUGUUUUAG
Molecule: messenger RNA, 1803 nt
Organism: Musca domestica (house fly)
Lineage: Eukaryota; Metazoa; Arthropoda; Insecta; Diptera; Muscidae
Exons: 1
Coding region: 1-1803 (600 amino acids)
Biological process (GO): protein processing
Cellular component (GO): plasma membrane
Molecular function (GO): metalloendopeptidase activity
Source: RefSeq, a predicted model, not a curated record